AUGGAUACUCGCUUCAUCCAAAGGCCAAAAUUUCCUCGCUUAUCUAAUCCCUUCACACCCAUCAAACUCUAUACAUCACGCCACACUUCUUGCCCACUACACACAAGUCACAACCCACCACCACCACCAAUGGCAACCGCCGCAUCUGCCGCCGCCGCAUCCUCCUUCAUCGGAACCCGUCUCCCGGACCUACAUUCCAACUCCGGCCGAGUUACAGCUAGAUUCGGAUUCGGAAAGAAGAAAGCCGCCCCCAAAAAAGCAUCGAGAACCGUAACAUCUGAUCGCCCCUUAUGGUAUCCCGGCGCAAAAGCACCGGAGUAUCUAGACGGGAGUCUGGUCGGAGACUACGGGUUUGACCCUUUCGGUUUAGGUAAACCGGCAGAGUAUUUACAGUUUGAUUUGGACUCGUUGGACCAGAACUUAGCGAAGAAUUUGGCCGGAGACGUGAUCGGAACCCGGUUCGAAGAUGCGGAUGUGAAAUCGACACCUUUCCAGCCAUACAGCGAAGUGUUCGGGCUUCAGAGGUUUAGGGAGUGCGAACUCAUCCAUGGCCGGUGGGCUAUGUUGGCUACCCUCGGUGCUCUCACCGUCGAAUCCGUCACCGGUGUUACAUGGCAAGAUGCCGGAAAGGUUGAACUAAUCGAUGGAUCAUCGUACCUUGGUCAACCACUCCCAUUUUCCAUCACCACUUUGAUCUGGAUUGAGGUUUUGAUCAUCGGCUACAUUGAGUUUCAAAGAAACGCUGAGCUUGAUCCUGAAAAAAGGUUAUACCCCGGUGGUCCAUUUGAUCCGUUGAACUUAGCCGCUGACCCCGAGAAGAAAGCCAUCCUACAACUGGCGGAGAUCAAACAUGCCCGUCUUGCCAUGGUGGGAUUCCUUGGGUUUGCCGUUCAAGCAGCGGCCACCGGAAAAGGUCCUCUUAACAACUGGGUUACUCAUUUGAGUGAUCCACUUCACACUACUAUCCUUGACACCUUUGGCUUCUUCUCGUAAAAUCGUUUUUGGGGAUUCCGUUGAUAAAUAUAUAUAUCAUCACCGAUGUAGUUUUAUGAUUACGUCUAUCUUGUAAAGUUUGUAACUUUUGACAAAUCAAGCGGAACAAUAUAUUGCUUUUUAUUGUCACUUCGCAUGGAUCGAACCUAUGACACUUGUUCUUGUUGUUGCUUUGUUUUUGUCAAUGAUGAGGGGAAAUCUGUAUAAAC
Lactuca virosa is the source of this 1202-nucleotide messenger RNA. The record is from the annotation of a GenBank genome assembly. NCBI's taxonomy places the organism in Eukaryota, Viridiplantae, Streptophyta, Magnoliopsida, Asterales, Asteraceae.